GUUACCUGAAAAAAGGGGAUCGUGAAAAAGUUUAACCGAUGCUAGUUAUAGGAGUGCUGUACAGAGUAUAUGUAGCAUAACAUAACACAACAUAACAUAAAAUAAUAUAACAUAAUGUAACGUAGUAUAACAUAACAUAAUAUAAUGCAACAUAGUAUAAUAUAAUACAAUAUAAUAACCUAUAACUGUGAGUAUUUGUGAGCAUUUGUAUCUGAGAGUAUCAAUAUGUUUCUGAGAGUAUUUGUGAGUAUCUGACAGUAUCUGUAAGUAUUUGAGAGUAUCCGUGAGUAUCUGAGAGUAUGUGUGAGUAUCUGAGAGUAUCUGAGCUAACUGUGUGUAAGCUCUUAAUGAAACAGAGUGUUUUGGAUCCUCCUCUGUCUCUGACUGUCCACCACUCGUUUCUGCUUUGGGUGGAUAUCUGUGGGCGAGUGUCCUUUUUUAUUCUUAAUAUUUCUAACCACUCUCUGGACCCUCUGAUGCUGAUGCUGUGAGGACAUCGACCUGAGCAGCGCUCCAUUUUCUAUGUAAAAACUUAAGCAGAGCCUCCCCUGCAAAUUAUCUUUUACAGUUUUUCUUUCGUGUUUGGAAGAACAUGUGAUGCAGUUUUUAUUCUGCAUUGUUCUUCCUGUCAUCUCAUUAGGGCCCAUUCUGUGUGAAUGCAGGGGCGAUAUUUUAAAUCCAUUUUUCCAUCGGUAAAAAUAUCUUUGGUGCAGAUGUUUUAAAAUGUGUUUUGUGAAAUAACAUCUAGAUUAGGCGAGGUUACAACUGUAUGCCUCCCACUCUUCAGUAUAGAACAGAUUCACUCAGAGGUGAGAGCAUUACAUCCAUGUGGUGAAAGACUGCAGCCCAAAUAUUAUUAAAAACACAAAAUACAGUAUGUACCUGCUCUCGCACAUUACAUCUAAUAAACUGUAAUAACUUAACAUAAGUUGUUUCCACAGGUGUAAAAAACAAAAACCCACAGCUUUUGCAUUCAGUGGGGUUGUGUUAAUUAAAUCUGCUGUGAGAGAACAGGGAGAUCGAUACUUGGACUGAUGACUGAUUGAUGAUUGGUUUCCUUAUUUUUACAUGCGAAUAUUUCUUUUUAAAAAAACAUUUAGUAUCACAUGACUUUAACUUCCAUCACUAACUAACAGAUGAGGAUAACGCCUCGCCUAACACUGACAGGAAAUGACGUAUUGUGAUAGGCGUGGUGGUGUCAGGAAAGGUGAGAUUUUCAAAACUGACAGUUGUCACCGCCUGACCUGAAGCAUCUCUGCAUAGGAACAAUGGCAGCAGUGUGUGUGUGUGUGUGUGUGUGUGUGUCUGUCUGUGGGGGGGCGGAGCGUGAGGGUUGCAGUCAGAGGAGGGAUCCUCUCUCACGGAGUGCAGCUGCGCAGUUCCUCCUCCGGCUUCAGCUCCUGGAGCUGCGACCGGACAACAGCAGAGAGAAGCAUGAUUCCCAUCGUGUUGGUGCUCCUCCUGGUUCCACGCGUGUUGUUCUCCUCGACACUGAAACACACCCACACGCGGUCAAGAGGUGCGCCAUAACAAGGAUAGACCGAAAACAGUGUUCCACAUGCUCUGUGACGCAGCUGAGAUUAAAACACUGAAGUGAAACAUAUGUUAGAAAGCUUAUCCGCCGCCCACCUGCAGCACGGCUCAUAAAACUCUACACAUUAACUCAAAUAUCUGUGAAUAAGGAGCCCAGUGGUGCCAUUCAAACACAGAGAGGAGGACUUCUCAUGGGCAUCAAUCACAGGGGCAAACCUCACGCCUCAGAGGGUCGCGAUGUGGCGGUGAUCUCCCCUCAGGACCCCUUUCUGCUGAUUGGCUCCAGUCUAACGGCCACGUGCACGCUGAGUCCCGAGCUCGGCGUGCACGCCAGCACUUUAUACUGGACGCUGAACGGAGCGCGCGUGUCCAGCAGCGCCUACAGUGUGGUGUCCCCCAGCGUCCUCAGCGUCACCCUUCACGGCCUCAGUGGAUCCCAGCAACGGUCCGGAGACAACCUGGUGUGCCACGGAGCGGACGGACACGUCCUGGCUGGAUCCUGCCUUUACGUGGGCAUGCCUCCCGAGAAGCCCGUCAAUCUAACUUGUUGGUCCCGAAACACGAAGGACUUGAGCUGCCGCUGGAGCCUGGGUGGGCAGGGCGAGACCCACGUCCCGACCAAAUACACCCUCAAGUACAAACUGAGAUGGCACGGCAAAGAGAAGGAGUGUGAAAAUUACAGCACAGGAAACGAGCGUUACUCCUGCUACAUCCCCCGCAACAUCGCCCUCUUCACUCCGUACGAGAUCUGGGUGGAAGCAACCAAUCAGCUGGGCUCUGCUACCUCUGACAUCACCACCCUGGACAUCCUCGAUGUAGUGACCACAGACCCUCCCGCCAACGUCCAGGUCAAUCGCGUCGGCGAUCUCGAGGACCAGCUGACGGUCCGCUGGGCCAGCCCCCCCGAGCUCAAGGACAUCCUGUUUCAGGCCAAAUAUCAGAUACGCUACCGACUGGAGGACAGCGCUGACUGGAAGUUGGUGGACGAUGUCGGCAAUCUGACAUCGUGCCGCCUCGCAGGCCUCCUGCCUGGGACCGUCUAUUUUGUCCAGGUGAGGUGCAACCCAGUGGGCAUCUUUGGCUCGAGGAAGGCCGGCAUUUGGAGCGACUGGAGCCAUCCGACCGCCGCCUCCACGCCCAGCAGUGAGCAGCUGCAGAGCGGCUCGUGCGAUCCUAAGAGCGGCGAGCAGAACUCCACGCUGCGGCGGGAACUCAAGCAGUUCUUCGGCUGGGUCCGCAAGCACGCCUACGGCUGCGGCGGCAUGUCGAUGAAACUGUACGAUCAGUGGAGGGUGUGGCUGCAGAAAUCGCAGAAAACGCGCAAGCAGAUUCUGCAAGAAGAUAAUUCAUAGCACAGAAACUCGGCUUGACUGUGGCGUUUAAUUCAAGAUGCACAUCGAGAAACCCUGACGGAUGACUGGUCCACAGGGUCCCCGCAGCGUGAGAGGUCCAACUCCCGCCCGAGGGACGCUGCAGAGGCUGUGCGCUCACACACUCUUGAUUUUAAAAGGCCCGGGUGGGAGAUAACCGAGACAAAGCAGCCUUUCAUUCAGUCUGUCUGCUAGAUCUGUUAGCAAUAACAAAAACUAUUAACGCCUUCAAAAACUGCAAAUUUAUACUCGAAAAAAGUUCAAACUGCUUUGUAUUUAACUGAAUGUAAGAUAAACACGUCUCUGGAAGGGAAAGUUUGCGGCAUGUCACCAGAUCAGCUCAAAUGUCGUUUAGCUUAUUGCACAUUUAAGUGAAUAUUUUAUCUGUUUUUACUGUGCGUGAUGUAAAGUGUACUGGUUAUUAGUUAACAGCAAAACUUGUCUUGUAAAGUGUCUUUAUUUAAAAAUACAAUCCAAACAAAGAGAGCGUCUCCAAACCGAUCACACCUUCUGAAUAUUUUAUAUACACAUUUCAUUACGGCGCCAGCAGAGUUCUUUCUUUGAGCGCUGAAGUAACACAAACGCAUGCCUGCAGACAAACACUCACGCAGGAUGGAUGUUAAAGGCCCUCCGGGAGGAAUAA
Molecule: messenger RNA, 3546 nt
Organism: Oreochromis niloticus (Nile tilapia)
Lineage: Eukaryota; Metazoa; Chordata; Actinopteri; Cichliformes; Cichlidae
Gene: crlf1b
Product: cytokine receptor-like factor 1b
Exons: 10
Coding region: 1725-2885 (386 amino acids)
Biological process (GO): cytokine-mediated signaling pathway
Cellular component (GO): external side of plasma membrane
Molecular function (GO): cytokine receptor activity; protein binding
Source: RefSeq, a predicted model, not a curated record